Cyphellophora europaea CBS 101466 is the source of this 744-nucleotide messenger RNA. RefSeq lists its product as uncharacterized. The coding region runs from base 1 to 744 and encodes 247 amino acids. Lineage: Eukaryota; Fungi; Ascomycota; Eurotiomycetes; Chaetothyriales; Cyphellophoraceae. The record is from RefSeq and is a predicted model, not a curated record. The transcript has 3 exons.
AUGCAAUCCCGUCCCGAGCGCCUCCUUCUGGGCGGAGUCACCCUUUGGGCCGGCUACCGCGUCGCAAGCGCAGAGUAUUCGUGGUACCAGCGUGCUGGGUCCUCGACCGACGACCCCAAGUACUCCACCGUGAAGCAAGAAGAAGGUUUCUGGAACAAAGCCCUUUUCACUUACUACCUGCCGGAAGCCGUCGUUGCCACCAUCGUCGCUCUCCCAUUCACCGCACCCUUCCGCCACCAAGGCGCUGUCAUGAGCGGCUACCACCCCAUCCUGCAGAGCACGGCUGUCGGCAUCUACACCGCUGGUUUCGCCCUCGAGGUGCUCGCGGAUUACCAGAACAAGGGGCAAAGCCAGUCUACAAGCACCGAUAAAGAUAGCAUCUGGAGUGUUUUGACAAACCCAAAGAAUCUUGCCUCCACCGCUGUCCUCUCCUCGUUCCCUCUGCUGCUCUACUCCUCCGACAUGCUCGCGCCAAUUGAGCUUCUGGGUCCCCUCACCUACUACCUUUUCCACCGCUACACCUACUCCUCCACGACGCCCGAGUCCGACGUGGAAGCCGCCAAAUCUGCCGCCAAGGACGUCAAGGAGGGCCGGGUCGAUUACAAGGCCGAGGCGGAGGAUGCGAAGGACGAAGCCGCAAAGAUCAUCCAGAAUAAGAGCUUCCUCUCCGUCUUGGCCGUUGGCACGCUUGUGGGUAUCCUGGAGGGAUUCACACACGGGAGCGCUUUGCGAUUCGGCGAAUAA